Molecule: messenger RNA, 1148 nt
Organism: Scophthalmus maximus (turbot)
Lineage: Eukaryota; Metazoa; Chordata; Actinopteri; Pleuronectiformes; Scophthalmidae
Gene: gpatch11
Product: G patch domain containing 11
Exons: 8
Coding region: 113-901 (262 amino acids)
Cellular component (GO): kinetochore
Molecular function (GO): nucleic acid binding
Source: RefSeq, a predicted model, not a curated record
CUCGGAAUGUAUCACUGAACGAACCAAAUAUCAGUGGAGCAAAACACAAACGCUCGACUGGACUGUAGCUGUUGUUUUCUACAUUUGUUUUGUCUCUUUUCAUGUUGUCAUAAUGUCCGACGAGGAAGAGGACUAUAUGUCUGAUGCUUUUCUCAGUCAAAUACAAGAUGUGAAACCCGGAGUCAGCAUGGUGAGGCGGGUAAAAGAAGCAAUGAAGAAGGAGACGCAGCACGUGGAGAAGAACAUCAAGAACCGCCAGAAGACUUACAAGGAGCAGGAAAAGGAAAGUCGAGAAGUGGCCUUACAGAGCUCCAUCAGCAAUGAGAAUAAGGGAUUUGCACUUCUGCAGAAAAUGGGUUACAAAGCUGGUCAAGGCCUUGGGAGGCAGGGAGCAGGCAGGGUUGAUCCAAUUCCUCUAAACAUCAAAACAGACCGAGGUGGCAUUGGAAUGGAAGAGGUGAAGAAAAGAAAAGCUGAGGAAGAACUUGAACAUUAUCGACAGAAAGUACGAGCCAAACAACAGAAUGAGACCAGAACUCUGGAAGAUUUUAGGUCAAGAGUAAGGACGGAGAGAGAGGAGCGUAAGAUUGAGGGAGAUCUCAGAAGGAGUCAGCGAGCCUGUGAGCAGCUUGACAGUCAGAAGAGCAUCACUAUUCCCAGAGAAGACUGGUACUGGCCGAAAGCAGACGUUGAUGAAGAGGAAGAUAGUAAUGAGGAGGAGGAGGAGAAGGAAGAGGAGGAAGAGGAGAUUGUGGAAUUAACAUCUUUUGACAAACUGCAAAUCUUGACAUCCUAUUUGAGAGGAGUCCAUUUUUACUGCAUAUGGUGUGGGACCACUUAUAAUGAUGAAGAGGACUUGUGUUCUAAUUGUCCCGGGGAUACAGCAGCAGACCAUGAAUGAACUUCAUUUUUUUUACAUGUGCUGUAGUUCUUGGUGAAAUCACAGUCACAAACCUUUGACCAUGUAAACAAUAUAUUUUUGAGUGAGUAUUUAUAUUUUGAAAAGAUCCACUGUGUUUUCAUUAGAUGUUUUAAGACUUCUACCUUGUUAAUUUACUGUUUUAGUUUACCAACUUAAAAUGCUUUAAAUGCAAAUAAAUUGCUUUGGGUUUGAAUCAUUAUACCUGCAAACUCCGAGGUAGCUGUGA